AUCGGAGAUAUGUGCUUUAGUUACGCUUUAACUUCAAUCUUGAGUGUUUCAAUUGCCACGUUGCUUCCACUUCCUAUUAAAUUUAUCUGCUUUGAACAAAAAUUAAGAUACUAUGAAUCGACCGAACUCGAAUAUCAGCAUCGAUGCUGAAGAAGAAAUCGUUAUCUCUGGUAUUGCUGGCCGAUUUCCUAAUAGUGACAAUUUAAAAGAACUCCAAGAAAAUCUUUUUAACAAGGUGGAUCUUGGUUCGAGUGAUCAUGAACGGUGGAAUAACACUUAUCAUAUGCCCCAUCGAAUCGGUAAAGUCAACAAUACUGAGAAAUUUGACUCAGAAUUUUUUAAUAUACCCGCCAUGGAAGCUCAUACAAUGGAUUCUAUGAUUAGAAUGUUACUCGAGCAUACUUACGAAGCAAUUAUCGAUGCGGGUGUGAAUCCCAAAGAAUUACGGGGAACAAGAACGAGUGUUUUUACAGCAAUUACUAUAGCUGAAACUCGUACAAAUUUUCUUUUUAAACCUUCUGAGUUUGCUGGGUCAUCCAUCAUUGGAAGCAACGUUUCUUGCAUGGCAAAUAGAAUUUCUUACUGGCUUGACGUUAUUGGACCAUCGUAUAAUUUGGAUACUGCAUGUAGUUCAAGUAAUGUUGCUAUAGUGAAAGCUUACGAGCUGAUUCGAUCCGGAGAAUGCGACGCGGCUAUUAUCGCUGGCGCCAAUCUAUGCUUCCAUCCUCAUACACAUUUACAAUUUUACCAUCUAGGUAUGUAUUUAUUAUAUCUUAUCAUAU
Temnothorax curvispinosus is the source of this 782-nucleotide messenger RNA. Its product is annotated as fatty acid synthase-like. The record is from RefSeq and is a predicted model, not a curated record. Gene Ontology annotation, biological process: fatty acid biosynthetic process. The transcript is spliced from 4 exons. The annotation marks the transcript as partial. Gene Ontology annotation, molecular function: 3-oxoacyl-[acyl-carrier-protein] synthase activity; fatty acid synthase activity. NCBI's taxonomy places the organism in Eukaryota, Metazoa, Arthropoda, Insecta, Hymenoptera, Formicidae.